Mastomys coucha (southern multimammate mouse) is the source of this 8700-nucleotide messenger RNA. It is a transcript of the gene Tnrc6c, whose product is annotated as trinucleotide repeat containing adaptor 6C. Gene Ontology annotation, biological process: positive regulation of nuclear-transcribed mRNA poly(A) tail shortening; miRNA-mediated post-transcriptional gene silencing. The record is from RefSeq and is a predicted model, not a curated record. The coding region runs from base 461 to 6160 and encodes 1899 amino acids. Gene Ontology annotation, molecular function: RNA binding; protein binding. The transcript has 22 exons. NCBI's taxonomy places the organism in Eukaryota, Metazoa, Chordata, Mammalia, Rodentia, Muridae. Gene Ontology annotation, cellular component: nucleoplasm; P-body.
GAGGGCCAGCGCCGCCGGGCGAGGACGCCGCGCAAACCCGGGACAGGGCUGGGCGCAGGAACGGAGGAGAACGCAGACGGCUACGCAGACCUGAGUCUGCGGCCCUUGGGCGCGCGACACUAACGCGGAGCCACAGUGGCCAGAAGCGGGGAGGCGAGCGGCCACGGGAGAGUUCCGCACGGCUCUCCGCACCGACCGGGAAGGAGCGCCGGCUCCAAGGAGAGGCGCGCGUCCGAGGCGCGUGAAGAGCGCGCGGCUCGCACCCCCCGCGCGCUCCACGCGCGGUCCGGACAACCACAGCGCGGGCGGGUAUUAAGGGAGAAGGAGGAGGCGUGGUCUUUUCGGGACGAACCAAUGGGAUCGGGAGCGCUGCCUGGAGGCGGGGCUCAGGAUCCGGGCGCUGAUUGGCCAUCCCGCCCUCCGGGUAAAAGAACAGGAAACACAAGAAGAGGAACGUUUGAUGGAAGAAAAGAAAAAGAAAAAGCAGGAAGACAAGAAAAAGAAGGAAGGUGCUCAGAAAAAGGCUGCUGAUCAAAAAACCAAAGUGCCAGAACUUACUAAGACCUGUUCAAGCCAGCCCCAACCUGCCGGUACCAGUUCCAGUACUUCCACCAGCACUAUUUCUAGCGGCAGCAAUGGCAAACGUGCAUCUGCCUGUGGCCAGCAGCCUGCUGCAUCCCGUUACCUGCCUCGGGAGGUGCCUCCACGCUUUCGCCAGCAAGAACAGAAGCAGCUGUUAAAGAGAGGCCAGCCAUUGCCCACAGGGAGUCUGACCAGUGUGAGCCCAGCACAGGCUGCUGGACCUGCAGGCACCAGCCCUCCUCCCCUCCCUGGAGCUGGGGCCCAGCAACAUCCCAGCAAACUCCAGCAAGAUCUUGGUAACAGUGGAUUGGUAGAUCAUUAUGAAAAUUCCCACUGGGGACAGCAUCCCUCUUACAGAAGUGAAGCCAACUGCAGCUGGGAUAAAGUGAUCAUAGACAGGACUGACCAGGAGGUGUGGCCGUCCAUCCCAGUAACCGAGACGGAAUCUGCCUCAGAAUGUCCUACCGACACUGACUCUGCCUCCAACUGUGGCUCAGAGAACAGUAGCAUGGCUACAGGGAGUGCCCAGAGCAGCUUCCCUGGCCACCCGAAGAAGAACGCCAGUCACGGCACCAAUGGCGCACUCGUCCAAAGCUCUUCUAACCAGAGUGCCCUUGGGGCAGGAGGAACCAAUGGGAACGGGGGUGUGGCCAGAGUGUGGGGUGUAGCCACAGGCUCCAGCUCUGGCCUAGCUCACUGCUCUGUUGGUGGUGGAGAUGGGAAAAUGGACAACAUGAUUGGAGAUGGGAGAAGUCAGAAUUGUUGGGGUGCUUCCAACUCCAAUGCGGGCAUUAAUCUCAACCUUAAUCCUAAUGCCAACCCAGCUGCCUGGCCUGUACUUGGGCAUGAAGGAACUGUGGCAACAGGCAACCCUUCCAGUAUUUGCAGUCCAGUCAGUGCCAUAGGUCAGAAUAUGGGCAGCCAGAAUGGGAACCCAGUGGGCACCCUAGGUGCCUGGGGAAACUUGCUGCCCCAAGAGAGCACAGAACCACAGACAUCCACUUCUCAGAAUGUGUCUUUCAGCGUACAACCUCAGAACCUUAACACUGAUGGACCAAAUAACACUAACCCCAUGAACUCUUCACCAAACCCUGUCAGUGCAAUGCAGACAAACGGACUGCCAAACUGGGGCAUGGCUGUUGGCAUGGGGGCCAUCAUCCCACCCCACCUGCAAGGCCUUCCUGGUGCUAACGGAUCAUCAGUCUCUCAAGGCAGUGGGAGUGGUGGGGAAGGAAUGGGCAGUUCUGUGUGGGGACUGUCCCCUGGUAACCCUGCCACAGGAAAUGCCAGUUGUGGGUUCAGUCAGGGGAAUGGAGACACUGUGAACUCAGCAUUAAGUGCUAAGCAGAAUGGAUCCAGCAGUGCUGUGCAGAAGGAAGGGAAUGGAGGGAACGCCUGGGACUCGGGGCCUCCUGCAGGACCUGGCAUCCUUGCCUGGGGUAGGGGCAGUGGCAACAAUGGCAUUGGUAAUAUCCAUUCAGGAGCUUGGGGCCACCCCAGUCGAAGUUCUUCUAAUGGUGUGAAUGGGGAGUGGGGGAAGCCCCCAAAUCAGCAUUCCAGUAAUGACAUCAGUGGGAAAGGAUCAACAGGGUGGGACAGUGCCAGUGCUGCCAGCCAGACCCCUGCCCUGCAGCCUGGCAGUGAACACAUGAACUCGUGGGCCAAAGCCACAUCUUCUGGAACUACAGCAAGUGAAGGAAGCAGUGAUGGGUCCGGCAAUCACAAUGAAGGAAACGCUGGGAGGGAAGGAACAGGAGAGGGCCGGAGGCGAGACAAAGGGGUUCUAGACCAAGGGCACAUCCAGUUGCCAAGGAACGAUCUUGACCCAAGAGUUCUGUCUAAUAGUGGUUGGGGACAGACUCCGGUAAAGCAAAACACUGCCUGGGAAUUUGAAGAGUCCCCUAGGUCUGAAAGGAAAAAUGACAAUGGGACAGAGGCCUGGGGUAGUGUAACUACUCAGCCUUCAAACUCAGGGGGGAAGCCUGAUGGGUCCAUCAUGAACAGUACAAAUACCUCUUCAGUAUCGGGGUGGGUCAGCUCACCACCCACCGCCGUGCCAGCAAACACAAGCUGGGGAGACAGCAACAACAAAGCGCCAAGUGGCCCAGGAGUUUGGGGGGACUCAAUAAGCUCUACUGUUGUUAACAAUGCUGCUGCCACCAAGAGUGGCCAUGCUUGGAGUGGGACUGUAAACCAAGAGGACAAAUCACCCACCUGGGGUGAGCCCCAGAAACCCAAAUCCCAAAACUGGGGAGAUGGACAAAGAGCAAACCCAGCCUGGAGCGCAGGAGCAGGAGACUGGGCAGAUUCAUCAUCUGUCCUUGGACAUCUAGGGGAUGGAAAGAAAAAUGGAUCUGGAUGGGAUGCUGAUGGCAAUAGGUCAGGGUCUGGUUGGAAUGAUGCCACGAGAUGUGGGACCAGUGGCUGGGGCAGUGGCACAAAUGCUAAGGUGAAUCCAGGUACAAACUGGGGGGAGUCUCUCAAGCCUGGUCCCCAGCAGAGCUGGGCUCACAAGCCCCAAGACAACAAUGUGAGUAACUGGGGAGGAGCUGCUUCUGUUAAGCAGACAGGGACAGGGUGGAUUGGGGGGCCACUGCCAGUCAAGCAGAAGGACAGCAGUGAGGCGACUGGCUGGGAGGAGCCUUCCCCACCCUCCAUCCGACGCAAAAUGGAAAUUGAUGAUGGUACCUCAGCUUGGGGGGACCCAAGCACCUACAACAAUAAAACUGUAAACAUGUGGGACAGAAACAAUCCAGUCAUCCAGAGCAGUACCACAGCCCCUGCCACCCCCACGACCCCCACCUCGAGCAGCACCACACACCGGGCCGAGACGCCGCCUUCACACCAGGCUGGCACUCAGCUGAAUCGGUCACCACUGCUCGGGCCAGUUUCAUCCGGCUGGGGAGAGAUGCCCAAUGUUCACUCCAAGGCGGAGAACUCCUGGGGAGAGCCAUCUUCCCCUUGUCCCCUGGUCGACAAUGGCACAGCAGCAUGGGGGAAGCCCCCCAGCAGUGGCAGUGGGUGGGACCAUCCUGCUGAGCCCGUGGUGCCAUUUGGAAGAGCCAGCGCUCCUGCUGCUGCCCCAGCCCUGUGCAAACCAGCUUCCAAAUCUAUGCAAGAAGGCUGGGGCAGUGGUGCGGACGAGAUGAACCUGGGCACCAGCCAGUGGGAGGAUGAGGACGGGGACAUGUGGAACAAUGCUGCCUCCCAAGAAAGCAGCUCAUCCUGCAGCUCCUGGGGCAAUGCCUCAAAAAAAGGACUUCAGAAGGGCAUGAAGACACCUGGCAAACAGGAUGAGGCCUGGAUCAUGAGCCGGCUGAUCAAACAACUCACAGACAUGGGCUUCCCGAGAGAGCCAGCUGAAGAGGCCUUGAAGAGCAACAGUAUGAACCUUGACCAGGCCAUGAGUGCUCUGCUGGAAAAGAAGGUGGACAUGGACAAACGUGGACUGGGAAUGACCGACUACAAUGGAAUGGUCACCAAACCCCUCGGCUGCCGCCCACCAAUCUCCAAAGAGUCUUCCAUGGACCGCCCCACCUUCCUUGACAAGCUCACCCUUUCUUUCUCCAAUCAGGAUGGCGGCCUCGUGGAAGAGCCCACGACUUCACCGUUUUUGCCUUCCCCAAGCCUGAAGCUCCCCCUUUCCAACAGUGCACUCCCCAAUCAGGCCCUGGGUGGGAUUGCCUCAGGGCUGGGCAUGCAAAACUUGAACUCUUCUAGACAGAUCCCGAGUGGCAAUCUGGGUGUGUUUGGCAGUAGCGGAGCAGCACAAGCCAGGACCAUGCAGCAGCCGCCAGUGCAGCCUCUUAAUUCCUCCCAGCCCAGCCUCCGCGCUCAAGUGCCUCAGUUUCUAUCCCCUCAGGUUCAAGCACAGCUUUUGCAGUUUGCAGCAAAAAACAUUGGUCUCAGCCCUGCACUAUUAACCUCGCCGAUUAACCCUCAGCAUGUGACGAUGUUGAACCAGCUCUAUCAGUUGCAGCUGGCAUACCAACGUUUACAAAUCCAGCAGCAGAUGUUACAGGCCCAGCGGAAUGUCUCUGGACCCAUGAGGCAACAGGAGCAGCAAGUUGCGCGCACAAUCACUAAUCUGCAGCAGCAGAUUCAACAGCACCAGCGCCAGCUGGCCCAGGCCCUGCUUGUAAAGCAGCCUCCACCUCCACCACCCCCGCCGCACCUGUCUCUGCACCCCUCUGCAGGCAAAUCGGGCAUGGAGAGCUUCCCCCCUCACCCCCAGGCUCCCGGCCUUCCCGACCUGCAGACCAAAGAGCAGCAGUCUUCACCUAACACCUUUGCUCCUUAUCCUCUUGCUGGCUUGAACCCAAACAUGAAUGUCAACAGCAUAGACGUGAGCAGUGGCGUGUCUGUGAAGGACCCGUCUCAGUCCCAGUCUCGCCUGCCUCAGUGGACACAUCCCAACUCCGUGGGCAACUUAUCUACUGCUGCUUCUCCCCUGGACCAGAAUCCUAGCAAGCAUGGUGCUAUCCCUGGAGGUCUAAGCAUCGGGCCUCCAGGUAAGUCCUCCAUUGAUGACUCUUACGGCCGGUACGAUUUAAUUCAGAACAGUGAGUCACCAGCCAGUCCUCCUGUAGCUGUUCCCCAUAGCUGGUCACGUGCCAAAUCUGACAGUGAUAAAAUCUCAAAUGGCUCCAGCAUCAGCUGGCCCCCAGAAUUCCAUCCUGGAGUUCCAUGGAAAGGACUUCAGAAUAUUGAUCCUGAGAAUGAUCCUGAUGUCACUCCUGGCAGUGUCCCUACAGGACCGACCAUCAAUACCAGCAUCCAGGAUGUCAACCGCUACCUCCUCAAGAGUGGAGGUAAGCUGUCCGAUGUUAAGUCAACAUGGUCCUCAGGCCCAGCCUCUCACACGCAAGCCUCUCUGUCUCAUGAGCUGUGGAAGGUACCCAGAAACACUACUGCACCCACCAGGCCGCCUCCAGGCUUAGCCAAUCCCAAGCCUUCCUCCACCUGGGGCACCAGCCCCCUCGGCUGGACCAGUUCCUACUCCUCGGGCUCUGCGUGGAGUACUGACACCUCAGGAAGAACAAGCAGCUGGCUCGUGCUGCGCAACCUCACACCCCAGAUUGAUGGUUCUACACUGCGGACACUGUGUUUGCAGCAUGGGCCUCUCAUCACAUUCCACCUGAACCUAACCCAAGGCAAUGCUGUGGUCCGCUACAGCUCCAAGGAAGAAGCUGCCAAGGCCCAGAAGUCUCUGCACAUGUGUGUACUGGGAAACACCACCAUCUUGGCUGAGUUUGCUGGUGAAGAAGAAGUGAACCGGUUUCUGGCCCAAGGUCAAGCCCUUCCACCCACCUCCAGCUGGCAGUCCAGCAGUGGGGGCAGCCAGCCCAGGCUGGGCACCUCGGGCAGCACCCAUGGCCUAGUGCGCAGCGACACUGCCCACUGGAACACCCCAUGCCUGAGUGGCAAAGGCAGCAGUGAGUUGCUGUGGGGUGGGGUCCCCCAGUACUCCAGCAGCCUGUGGGGCCCACCCAGUGCUGACGAUGCCAGAGUGAUCGGCAGCCCCACGCCUCUCAACACCCUGCUGCCUGGGGACCUGCUCAGCGGCGAGUCCAUCUAGGGGGUCACGGUCACUGCGGAGAAGAGAGCUGACCAUGCCAGGCCUGGCUCUGAAGCUCCACCUUAUGGACAAGCUGCCCCUUUGAGUACCUCUGUCCAGUUCUGAAGAUGAACCUUGGCCUCAGCCCUUGCGAACUGUUGAAGACAGUGCGGGCUGAGUUUGGUCAGUGUCAUGUGCUAAUGACAGGAUGUUCCUCCUAGCUUUUUAUUUCAUGUCGUCUUAUGUUUGUACAGUGUGUUGUCAUUUUGAGUUUUAAGUAUAAAAGCUGCUUAGAAUAGUUCUAUCAUGAAGGGCACUUUUCAGAUUGUGGGCUGGAAAGGGUUAUUUUAUGGUGGGGUGGGGGGGAGACUUGAAGCCUAUUUAAAGUGAGCCUGUGACGAUUAUGCACAUUACCAGAGGCGGUGGGCGGGACAGGCAGCUGCAUUGUGCGAGGAGCACCGAGCUGAGGCCCAUGGCCAGUGCUCUGUCCCCCGGAUCGCCUGCGCACAUUACCCUUGUUUCGUUACCUUUUCAUGUCAUUUUUUUUUUAAUCCCCAAAAAAUAUUUUUUAAAAGUUAAAAAAAAAAAAAAAAGACAUAUCAAACAUGCAAAUACUUGAACCCAGCAGGCCAAUACUGAAAUGUGAACACUUCCACGGUGGCACCGUGCACAGACACAGGCUCUAGGAAAUGUCUACGUUCAUAGCCUACAUGUGCGUGCGUGUGUGCAUGUGCUCGUGUGGUACGGUGUGCAGAGUGUGUGUGAGCGUGCUCUUGUGCAGUCUGCUUGCUGUGCGUGCGUGUUGGAGAGCAUGGGAGGGACUUAACUGUGGGUUUCCCUUCUUGUCAGUAUAUGCUUCUGCUUUUGUUUUUUUGUUUUUUUUUUUUUGUUUGUUUGUUCGUUUGUUUGUUUUUGGCCUUGGUCAGAUGUUCUCAUUGUUGUUGUUUGCUUCUAACCUUGCACUGAGUGUCCCUGCCCUUCCCUUAGCCAAUCCUAAACAGAAAGAGAAUUUGCAGGACAGGGCUGGUGACAAUUCAUGUGUAAAUGUUUACUCAAGGACUCUGUUGUUGCAUUUAAAGUUACAGUGUCUAUCUCUGGAGAAAUAAUGUGUCUGUCUACCGUUAGCAGCUUAUCAUUGUGGACUAAUGCAAGAAGAUUAUUACCAGAGUAUUGCACCACUUCCCAUCUGGAAUAUAAAGUUAAAGAGAAAAACAAACUGUUGUUGAACUGUGGCCAUAGAUACUUGUAGAGACUGGUGCCGCGAGGAGCGGCCGAGCACUUGGACGUGGUUGUGACUGCUUUUGGAGGAGCUUUGUUUGGGCUCCCACCUGUUUACAGACGUUUUUUUCUCCUUCAGACUUUAAAAUAAAAUUAAAAAACAAAAAAAAUUUUAAAAAUGUUAAAAGGAAUAAAAAAAGACUUCCAUCAUUAAAAAACAAAACAAAAACAAGCAAACAAACAGAAACCUAUUUUCAGAUGCAGAUGUAUGCUCCAGAGCUCUGGGACGCACCUGCUGUCCCUCGUACGGCGCGGACUCUGUGGACUGUCUCACCCCUCCUCAAGGUGACGGGCCCUCUAGGGCCCUGUCUUGCACACGCCAGCUCGCUCUCAGGAAGGCCAGGGCUCCCGAGGGCGGCGCCACACCACUUCAUGUAUUUUUAAACCCAACUCCUAGCACUGAAGAUGUUAUUUAAAAAAAGAAAGAAAGAAAAAAAAAAGAAAGAAAAAAGAAAAAAAAACCACACACACACAAAGAAGAAAAAUACCUAAUCUCUAAUGUGUAGCAGUUACAUAUUUACCAAAUAAUGGACUCAAGAAAUAGAUGUUUGAAGAGUGCUUUAUAUAUUAAAAAUUGCUUUAUGUUUUAAAGAUGAUCAAUGUUUUGAUUGUUUUACAAGGAAGAAAGACAAUGAAAUAACACACCCUCAAGUAUGUUUUAGAAAAAUAUAUGAACAUUGUACUCCCUGCCUAUGUGGUCGGGGAAACUUGUGCAUUACAUUUUUUUAAUUAGCUUUUUAAUGGUUUUAUCAAAAAGAAAGAAAGCAAGUCCUGCAAGAUUGCAGAAAAGCACUGUUUUCUAGAGGAUCAGGAACUAUGCACAACUGGGUUCAAAACUUGUUCGAGUUUUGUCAUGUAUCCCACGGAAUGGCCCUCCUCAGAGUGACUGCAUCUCAUCGCCAUUACGUGCGUCCUAGAUAUUUGAUGUAUGUAUACCCGAGUAUGUAUAUCAAAUAUGUCCCUGUGCGUGCGUGCGCAUGCGUGCGCGCGCGCUCCCAGACGCACAGCUUGCCAUGCUGCCGUUUAGCACGAGUUGUAGAAAAGCUCCUGUUUUAAAACUGGGGAUGGGAGUAAGGAUGUUUUCAGUUUUUGUGGGCUUUCCGCCCUUUUUUCCUUUUUGAACCUUUUGAAUUUCAAUGUCUCUGACUCUUAAGAUUAAAAGAAAAAAGUUUGUGGCGCUUGAUGCCCUCCUCUUGGAAUGUGAUGGUUGGACGCACACCGGAGGUUGCUUUCAAAAAAUGCAGCGCUUUGUUGAGUCUUAAUAAACUGCAGUUUUCCUUGGC